Messenger RNA from Didymodactylos carnosus, 2718 nucleotides. The record is from the annotation of a GenBank genome assembly. Lineage: Eukaryota; Metazoa; Rotifera; Eurotatoria; Philodinida; Philodinidae.
AUGGAUUCAAAUCCACCAAACUCCAAAUCCACUGCACAAACAACAACAGAUCGCUUAUUUAUGAAUGAUAUUUUUGAGCAAUUAAGUAAAGAUGUUGUUACAAGUUCACAUCAAUUCUUAUCCGUGCAUAUUAUUUCUUCAAACAUAAAAGAAAACGAAAUAAAUGAACAAGAAGCUUCAUUCAUGUACUUUCAAUUGUUAGCAGAAAUCUUAAUUGGAAUGGACGAUAAAGAUGAUGCAAAAACAAAUAUGAUUAAUCAAUGUCGAUUACAAUAUAAUGGUAAUGAAAUAGCUUUAAAACAUAUCGAUGAAUUUGAUAAAGCACUUCGGACUCAAGACAUUGAUAUUCUAUUUAAAUAUCGUUUCUUCUUAGCUGAUCUUCAUAAUCAAAUAAAAGAAUUACAUUCACAGUUUAUUCAAUCAUUACCAACCAAAAAUAAGGACAAUGAACAAAGAAAAUUGAUAGUGUAUCGCGGCCAAGGCAUACAUGUAGAUGAGCUUGAAAAACUAAAGAAUAAUCUUGGAGGGCUCUUAUCGUUUAACAACUUUCUAUCAACAAGUACCGAUCCAAACGUCGCACUCAUGUUCGUUCCCAAGACAUUCGAUAUGCAAUCUGUUCUUUUCGAAAUAAAUGCUGACAAUCACCCACACACAAAACCUUUUUGUAACAUAAAGGAAAUAAGCAUGUACAACGACGAAGAAGAAGUCCUUUUCUCUAUAGGAAGUGUAUUUCCAAUCGAAUCAAUUAAUAACUUGACCAACAACGUCUGGAAGGUAAGCCUGACCAUGACUAGAGACGAAGAUGAACAGUUGAAGCAAUUAAGACAACAUUUUCGAAUAGAAUUCGGCGAAAUGCUUAACCUAGAUGCCCUAGGCAGACUCAUGAUAUACAUGGGACAAUACGACCACGCUCAACAGUAUUUCACAGCACUAAUUCAGACCAAUCAAAUCGCACAUCCAGAAAGCUACCAUAACAUCGGAUUAGUUUAUCUUGAGAAAGGUGAAUACAAUAAAGCAUUAGAAUAUUAUGAAAAGACACUUGAAAUUGACUUGAACUCAUUACCAUCAGAUCAUUCAUCUUUAGCAACUACAUAUAAUAAUAUUGGAUUGGUUUACGAUGAGAAAGGUGAAUACAAUAAAGCAUUAGAGUGUUAUGAAAAGACACUGGAUAUUAACUUGAAGUCAUUACCAUCCGAUCAUCCAUUAUUAGCAACUACAUAUAAUAAUAUUGGAUUAGUUUACGCUGAGAAAGGUGAAUACACCAAAGCAUUAGAGUAUUAUGAGAAGGCACUUGAAAUUAAACUAAAGUCAUUACCACCAAAACAUCUAUCUUUAGCAGCUACAUAUAAUGAUAUUGGAUUGGUUUACGAUGAGAAAGGCGAAUACAGUAAAGCAUUAGAGUAUUAUGAAAAGACACUUGAAAUUGACUUGAACUCAUUAUCAUCAGAUCAUUCAUCUUUAGCAACUACAUAUAAUAAUAUUGGAUUGGUUUACGAUGAGAAAGGCGAAUGCGAUAAAGCAUUAGAGUAUUAUGAGAAGGCACUCGAAAUUAACUUAACGUCAUUACCAUCCGAUCAUCCAUUAUUAGCAACUACAUAUAAUAAUAUUGGAUCUGUUCACGAUGAGAAAGGUGAAUACAAUAAAACAUUAGAGUAUUGUGAAAAGGCGCUUGAAAUCGAACUGAAGUCAUUACCACCAGAUCAUCCAUCUUUAGCAACUACAUAUAAUAAUAUUGGAUUAGUUUACGAUGCGAAAGGUGAAUACAAUAAAGCAUUAGAAUAUUAUGAAAAGGCUCUUGAAAUUGAACUAAAGUCAUUACCACCAAAGCAUUCAUCUUUAGCAACUACAUAUAAUAAUAUUGGAUUGGUUUACGAUCAGAAAGGCGAAUACACUAAAGCAUUAGAGUAUUAUAAAAAGGCACUCCACAUUAACUUAAAGUCAUUACCACCAAAACAUCCAUUAUUAGCAACUACAUAUAAUAAUAUUGGAUCAGCUGUAAAAGCAAAUGGUGAAUACAAUAAAGCCUUAGAGUAUUAUGAAAAGACACUUGAAAUUGAACUGAAGACAUCAGAUCAUCCAUCUUUAGCAACCACAUAUAAUAAUAUUGGAUUAGUUUACUAUGAGAAAGGUGAAUACGAUAAAGCAUUAGAGUAUUAUGAAAAGACACUUGAAAUUGAAUUGAACUCAUUAUCAUCAGAUCAUCCAUCUUUAGCAACUACAUAUAAUAAUAUUGGAUUGGUUUACGAUGAGAAAGGCGAAUGCGAUAAAACAUUAGAGUAUUGUGUAAAGGCGCUUGAAAUCGAACUGAAGUCAUUACCACCAGAUCAUCCAUCUUUAGCAACUACAUAUAAUAAUAUUGGAUUAGUUUACUAUGAGAAAGGUGAAUACGAUAAAGCAUUAGAGUAUUAUGAAAAGACACUUGAAAUUGAAUUGAACUCAUUAUCAUCAGAUCAUCCAUCUUUAGCAACCACAUAUAAUAAUAUUGGAUUAGUUUACGAUGAGAAAGGUGAAUACGAUAAAGCAUUAGAGCACUAUGAAAAGACACUGGAUAUUAGCUUGAAGUCAUUACCAUCAGAUCAUCCAUUGUUAGCAACUACGUAUAAUAAUACUGGAUUAGUUUACGAUGAGAAAGGUGAAUACAAUAAAGCAUUAGAAUAUUAUGAAAAGGCACUAGAAAGGAAUCAGUUAAUAAGUGGAGCAACCCAGUCUCGAAGGUAA